AUGGCCCAGUCUACCCUCGAGAGGAUUGCGAAGCUGGCUCGGAAUCUUUGCAAGCGAGCAGAGUCCUCUAUAUCUCAUCCUCUGCCCACCCAAUCCCAUCCUACCUUGAUUAUAUCUCUCCCGGAACCUCCAGAUCUCAAAGACGAGUUCAUAGAACUUGGCUGCAAUGCGUCAGCUGCGGCCAAAGUAUCUGAACUGCUGCGAAAUUCCGGCCAUCAAUUGAAGCGUAUCACGGAGGCGAAGAGCCAAAGGGCUUUGGAAGCUUUGCCUCAGGAGCAUCUGCAGGCAAAACUGGUCGCGGUCGUGACAUCGCGCUAUCUUGCCAUCCUGGAUGGUUGGGUUACGGAACUCAAGGAUCGUUUGCGUGCACGUCUUCUGGCGAUCUCGCGACAAAUAUCCAAACGACAUUUCAUCUCGCAUGACCCCGACGGCCGUCUCCGUCGAACUCGUAAAAACAAGCGAACUACAUUCAACCAUGCAUACGUUGCCCUUCUUGAGCAUUUCUUCAGCGAACAUCCCUAUCCAACCACUCAUGACAAAACAUGGCUUGCGCAACGAACGGGUAUGACCACCAAACAGAUAAGCGUUUGGUAUCAAAACCGGCGCAAUCGAUCCCCGAAGGACUCCGAUUAUAAGGGGCGACGCGUUAUCGUACGCAAGAAGGUUACACUUGAAGAUGUGAAGAAGGAAGCGCCUGAAAUUAUAAAACCAACUGCCGGGGAAAUGCGUGAUGAGCACGCUGAAUUUCAUGAAGUGCACUCUUCGGAGGAAGACUACCCGGAGCCCGAUAUGAUGACGCCGCAGAUAUCCAUCACCGCGCCAAAUCCAUUCCACUACGCUGCGCCCAAUUACGCAUUCCCCACACGAUAUCCACCCGCAUUCGAGGAUGGACAUGUCAAGGAUGCGCGCGGAAGUUUUCCUAAGCCAACCUGGGCUCGUUGUCCAUGUUCAUCCACGCCUUCUAUACCGGCACUCGAUGUGGACGAACUCAAUAUCCUGUUCGCCCAUUUGCGUACCUAUCCGAAGCCCUGCGAGCUCACGCGCAUGCGCAAGAAGAAUUUGCCAUGCGUGUCGGACAUCAGCAAGAAUGUUAAAGGUACAUCGUCAAGGUUAAGAACAGACCAUGCGGCCGCCAGAAUCGCUAUCACAACCAUCGUACAAAAAGCCCCGCUGGCAGCAUUCAUACCGCAGAAGUUGGUGCCGUUGGUGCUUAUGGCACAGUCGCGGAAGCGGCGUGCAAAUCAAGAUCAACCCAGUGACCAGUCUUGGGUUCGUCCUAUUGCCCCGCUACCGAAACGUGGCAGCUCCGAGUUCCUGCGGAUAGGUGCUUCAAGGGACUCAGAGGGGUCGCCGGUGGAUCCAGCAAACCCUGCGCCUAGAUAUGGUCUCCCGCUUUCACCACAGUCAUCUCCACGCACGGUAGCAACUUCCCCUGCCCGCCCCACGGCACCGCUUCCUCGACGAAAGCGAGUUGCUCUCAGUUCACCAACCGCAGCCGACGGCCCUCAUCAUCAACAUCCCGCUUCCUUCGGCACUUCAACUUGUUCCAUUGAUUCUUCGGAGGCAGCUCCCAGGAAACGUAUGCGCACGACCGCGGCAUAUCAGGCCCUCACCGAACCGUUCAGCUAUCAUGCUCGAAGCUCGUCGUCACCGUCACUCUACUUAUCCGACGGCACGAACACCUCAGAUGAAUCACUCUUGGCUACACCACCGUCACCUGUAUCGUACCCUGUCCCUCCGCUGUCCCCAGUACUCCACCUCGAGUCAGAUCUACACGACGUGCUCGUCGUGUCAGAGACAGGAUGCGCGCCAUUUGGCGACAUGUACGGAAUGCACGGCAUUCUUCCCCUUGCUCUCCUAUCAAGCGUGGCUGCUGAAUCGCCAAAGGUCACAUCCCCUUCAUGGUCAUCCCUGAAUUCACAGCUGUGUACCCACUCGAUGUCUUCCUUGUCAUGA
Messenger RNA from Punctularia strigosozonata HHB-11173 SS5, 1956 nucleotides. RefSeq lists its product as uncharacterized. Gene Ontology annotation, cellular component: nucleus. The record is from RefSeq and is a predicted model, not a curated record. The transcript has 4 exons. Gene Ontology annotation, molecular function: DNA binding. Gene Ontology annotation, biological process: regulation of transcription by RNA polymerase II. The coding region runs from base 1 to 1956 and encodes 651 amino acids. NCBI's taxonomy places the organism in Eukaryota, Fungi, Basidiomycota, Agaricomycetes, Corticiales, Punctulariaceae.